Molecule: messenger RNA, 1089 nt
Organism: Eruca vesicaria subsp. sativa (arugula)
Lineage: Eukaryota; Viridiplantae; Streptophyta; Magnoliopsida; Brassicales; Brassicaceae
Source: the annotation of a GenBank genome assembly
AUGGCGAUUAGUAACUUAAAAUCUCUUGUCACACUUAAGUUAACCGUAGAAACUGGCAUGAGUGACUUAAAUCAUCUCAUCUCAGCGUUUAAUGAGAAUACAUGUCAGCGUCAAGAUUAUUUGCCUCAACUAAGGCUGCCAUCUUCAAGAUUACAUGGCUUGGUCCCAAGAUUUUAUGCCAUAGUAUCUUUGUCACUCUGGAAUGCAUCCUUGAUGCAUAUACCUGAAGAGAUAUGUUCCUUGGAUACAGUAACGGUAUUGGAUCUUAGCAGGAAUGGUUUCAGAAAAAUCCCUGAAAGUAUAAAGAAGCUAUGUAAACUACAUAGCCUUAGAUUGCGUCAUUGUAGAAACCUCAUGUCGCUUCCAAAGCUUCCCCAAAGCCUGACACUCUUGAACGUACAUGGGUGUGUAUCCCUAGAGUCAGUUUCAUGGGCGUCUGAGCAGUUUCCUAGUCACUACACCUUUAACAAUUGCUUGAACAAGUCUCCAGAAGUGGCUAGAAAACGAGUAGCAAAAGGUCUGGCUAAAGUAGCUAGCAUUGGCGAAGAACAUGAGCAGGAACUCAUAAAAGCACUUGCGUUCAGCAUUUGCGCUCCUACAGAUACAAAUCAGACAUCUACCUACAAUUUGAGGACAGGGUCGUUUGCAAUGCUAGAGCUAAGCUCUUCCCUACGCAACACACUUUUGGGCUUUGCUAUCUUCGUUGUAGUAACGUUUAUGGAUGAUAGUCAUAACAACGCUGGUCUUGGGGUCAGGUGCAUAAGCACAUGGAAGAGUAAGAGAAAGGUCAUUAGUAAAAAAGAGAAAGUUUUUAGGUGUUGGGCUCCGGGAGAAGCUCCUGAGAUUCAAAGGGAUCACAUGUUUGUGUUCUACGAGAAUGCUGAGAUGCAUCGAAGUGUUGAUGGUGAAGGAAACGAAAGAUGUGUAUUGACUGAUCAAGUAGAGUUUGAGUUUCAAGCAGUAAAUGGGAGAAACAAGGGUUUAGGAGGCAGUUGCGUGGUGAGUGAAUGUGAUGUUUGUGUGAUGACAGCUGCAACUGGUGCGGCGAGCUUGAGUGUGAUAAGUGCAACUGUGCAAGUAAGGAUAUGA